ACCUCUGGUCACCCCCGCUGCACCGCCUAUGGUCACCCCCGCAGCACCGCGCAGGCCUGAGGUGGACUGAUCCAAUCAAGAGAAAAAGGGCCAGCUCGUCUGCUCCAGCCUCAGUCUGCACGACUCCCCUCACACACACACACCACCACCACAAGAAAGGACAUCAGCAAGUCCACCAGAGGGAGAAGAGAUGGCGGAGCGCUACGAUUGCCACUACUGCAAGGAGUCCCUGUUUGGGAAGAAGUAUGUGCUGCGCGAAGAGAACCCCUACUGCACCAAGUGCUAUGAGAGCCUGUACUCCAACACCUGCGAGGACUGCAAGAAGCCCAUCGGCUGCAACAGCAGGGAUUUGUCCUACAAGGAUCGCCACUGGCAUGAGGACUGUUUCCACUGCUUCAAGUGCAAGCGCUCCCUGAUGGACAAGCCCUUCUCCACCAAAGACGAGCAGCUGCUGUGCACCGAGUGCUACUCCAACGAGUACUCCUCCAAGUGCCACGACUGCAAGAAGACCAUCAUGCCAGGCUCUCGGAAGAUGGAGCAUAAGGGCAACAGCUGGCAUGAGACCUGCUUCACCUGCCAGCGCUGCCAGCAGCCGAUUGGCACCAAGAGCUUCAUCCCGAAGGAGAGCCACAACUUCUGUGUGCCCUGCUACGAGAAGCAGUUCGCCAUGCAGUGUGUGCAGUGCAAAAAGCCUAUCACCACGGGCGGAGUGACCUAUCGUGAGCAGCCGUGGCAUAAAGACUGCUUCCUGUGCACCGGCUGUAAGCAGCAGCUCUCCGGACAGCGCUUCACCUCUCGGGACGACUUCGCCUACUGCCUCAACUGCUUCUGCAGCCUGUACGCCAAGAAGUGCGCCUCCUGCACCACCCCCAUCAGCGGUCUCGGUGGGAGUAAGUACAUCUCUUUCGAGGAGCGCCAGUGGCACAACGACUGCUUCAACUGCAAGAAGUGCUCCGUGUCCCUGGUAGGCCGUGGCUUCCUGACGGAGAGAGAUGACAUCCUGUGUCCAGAGUGUGGCAAAGACAUCUGAUGACGGACAGAGAGGUCCAGAGGGAUGGAUAUUCCCAACGCACCGACUGAAUGCUUAGCACUCUCUGACAAAAUGCUCAAAGCACAUUUAAAUGGAGGUUUUCGACAGCUUCUUUCAAUUCACUAACAGGUUUAUUGGGUGGAUGAGUAUUAUUAAAAAUCUAAUUUAUGUUGUGAGUUUUGAUGAUUAAGAAGGCUUUUCUGCAUGCAAAGCCUCCGAUGACUGAACUCUAAGAAGAAAUGUUAUAAUGUUAUAAUAAUGUUACAAUUCACUGCACUAUGCUGAUAAAGAUUUGUUUGCUAAAAUGUAUACAAUAUUCUAAAGAAUGGAUCUAAUUGUGUGGUUUGCUUACUGGCCUGAUUUAGUUGGUCUGAUUAAUUUAUUAUGAGGUGUAUUAGGUAAGGGAUAAUCAACAACGCACCGUGCGUUUAUAGGAAAAUAAUGCACAUUCGAAGUGGUAAUAAGGUCCUGGCCUUUUGGCCUUUACAUUUCCAUAAGUGCAUUAUUUUCCUAAAUGCACGGCACGGAGUUGAUUAUCCCGCUUAUACCACUGCUACUCUCAUUUUCGUUUAUAUUGCCGCUGUCUUAGAUACAACGUUGCUGUUUUUACCGUUACAUUCACAUUGGUGAAUUGAUAUUCAAGUGUGAUGAUAAGCCCCAAAAAAAGGAACUACUUCAUAGCCGUGCGUAUAUCGAAAAAUAAUGCACGUUCCAAAUAGCGCAUCACAAUAGGAAAUUUGACCAAGCAGUGGUAACAUGUUUUCUAAUAUACUGUACCUCAUAACAAAUAAAUCAGACCAAGAUCAACACAAGAUUUUGUACGUGUAAGGAGUUGACACUAGUUUGAUAGAAAAUCAAUAUGUGCUUUGUCAAUAAAUCAA
This is a messenger RNA of Sardina pilchardus (European sardine), 1911 nucleotides long. RefSeq names its product four and a half LIM domains 2b (gene fhl2b). Lineage: Eukaryota; Metazoa; Chordata; Actinopteri; Clupeiformes; Clupeidae. The transcript is spliced from 6 exons. Gene Ontology annotation, cellular component: nucleus; Z disc. The record is from RefSeq and is a predicted model, not a curated record. The coding region runs from base 191 to 1030 and encodes 279 amino acids. Gene Ontology annotation, molecular function: transcription coregulator activity.